GGCAUGCGAACAGGAAGGAAAGAUGUAUGAGAAAGUGUGGCAGUUCUGAGUCAGUUUACAAACAUUUACAAUAUUAGGUUAUCUGGAGAAGGACUCUACAGACYUGUCAGGGAUUUGYUAAAGUCUUGGCAAAAUGGCGGACGAAUCGGGGAACGUAGAGCCUGAAACUCUAGCCCUCGUCAAGAAAGCUAUUCGUCAUGGAUGUGACUUGGAUUUUGUAAAGAAAGUGAAAUUAGAGUACAAGGGAGAGAAGAUCGAAACACGCGUUUUGGCUUCGUCAGCAUAUCGUGUUUAUAUUAUAAGCACUAAUAAAACUGUUGGAAAGGUUGAAUCCAGCUUUCAUAUUUUAUCAAUUCAGCAAAUUGAAAGUUUAAAGCCACUUUUGCUGAAUAUAACUGCAUCAGACAAAGUAUAUUCCAUAAAAGUAUUUCAACCUAAGGACAGUAUUGAAAUUAUUGCACAAAUACAAGCUGCACUUAAGUCUUCAUUUCCUUCUGGUAACCCUGAUCGUUUCAGGCUCACACUUGGUCCACCAGAAGAAGCAGAAUCAAGACAGGAAAAAGUGAACAAUCUUGUGAACAUUUUGAUUAAUGCCAAUGCUGAAAAUGAAGUUGGACCUUGUGGUGGCUUUUCUAAGGUGUACKCCUGCAUGUGUGAUUAUUAUGGAAGUCAUUACCUUGAAGAAGUAGCCUGGGAUGUUGAUACAAUAUACUUAUCACAUGACACCAAGGAGUUCAACCUGCAAGAUUUUGACCACUUGGAACAAAAGGAUUUGAUACCAAUCAUAGCAGUACUGGAGUAYAAUUCAUGGUUUACCAAGCUAAUAUGCAGUUCAAUUAAGCUGAGUUCUGAUGUCUGUGAUGUCAUAAUAAAAGUCAUCAAGAAGUCGACUACUCUUGAAGAGCUAAUYCUUGAUGGAGUCAGCUUAGGAAGAGAUUUUUUUCACAAAGUAGGYCUGGCUCUAACAUCAAAUCCAAAGACAGCCCUCCAUACAUUUGACUUUUCCAAUAAUGCAAUGGAAGACAGAGGUCUCAGCCAUUUGACUGGAUCCUUUAACAAACCACAAGGUCUUGUCUCACUCUCUCUGGUYGACAAUGGUUUGACAGUUAAAGGAACUCUAAGCUUGGUCAGUUCAUUCAAGAGCAGUAAAUAUGUACAGAGUUCUUUGAAAAGGUUGAAUCUGUCCAAGAAUCCUUUGAAAGCAGAGGGAGUAACUGCAUUGUCAGAUUUUUUAGCUCAGCCAAAUGCUCUGACUCACCUUGAUUUGUCCAACACAGACUGUUCUCUUGAUUUGUUAUUUGGAGCAUUGAUGAGAGGUUGUGUGCAAAAUCUCAUGCAUCUUAAUCUCUCUGGUAACAACUUUACCACAAAGAAAAAAGAAGUCACUGUCCAGCAAUCGUUUCAUCAGGAUGCUGUAGAACAACCAUGUACUAUCAAGUUUUUCAGCCUGGCUCAAGACUUGAAAUAUGUUGAUUUAUCAAACUGUAAACUACCUCCAGAAGCAGUGAGAGCUUUGUUCAAAGGCUUUUCUGAGAAUGAGAAUUUGACAGAUGUGGAGCUUGACAUCAGUAAAAACGAGCUCAAAAGUUCUGGGGCUAACGUCCUGGCAACGUCCGUUCAGGGAGUCAAGAAUAUUAAGAAACUUAACAUCAGUGAUAAUGGUUUUGAAGGUGAUUUUGUAAAUCUGCUUGAAGGGCUUGGACAGAAUGAAUCUAUUCAAGAACUUCUGAUAGGGCAAAACUUCAAAGCAAGGACAUCAAGUGCUGCAAUGGAGGCCUUGAUUCAGCUCAUUUCGGAAGAAAAUUCGCACAUAACUUCAUUGUCGUUAGCUGAUUCAAAGUUAAAACAAGACAUGAUACCAUUACUAGACGCUCUGGGGACCAACGAAACGCUUAUCAAACUUGACAUAAGUGGAAACGGCAUCGGUGAUGAAGGUGCUCGUAUACUAGCUAAAGCACUGCAGCUCAAUUCCAAAUUAAGAACUCUAGUCAUAGACAAAAACAACGUCUCCCAUAGAGGUUUUAAUGAUAUUGCUGCAGCACUGGAAAGUAACCACACACUUUACUCUAUCCCAUCACCACUACAUGACGCGGCACAGUGCCUCAAGUCACAUGGCACACAGUGUGAGCAGCACUUAAGAAAGAUUGAGGCAGCUCUGCUGAGAAACCAAUCGCCACACAAGAAAGUCGCAGAAAAUGCUUACAGACUACAACAAGGACUUCUGGUCGCAUCUACUCAACAGCAGGUUAUUGAUCGAUUGAUUGUCCAUCUGCAAGACAACGUGUAUGCUCUUAGAAAGUCCAACGAUGACAAGGUUCAGCAAGAAGUAGGGAUAGCCAAGCAUUACAUCCAAGAUGCUGACAAACUUAAACAACUGCUGCUCAAGUUUCAUAUGUGUACAAAUGACAGUGAUAUCGAAUCUGAAUUUACAAAGCUGUCUGAGAAGUUCUAUCAAGCUUCGCAAGACAAAAUUAAGGAUAAUUUUGACAAAAUGCUGCAAUGUGCCAAAGAAGUAUGCCCAUACAUCACAAGCAAAGAGGAUGUACAAGAAAACAUGACAUCGAUUUCUACAACCAACGAAAAGAUCACGCAAACGUUUGUCGAGGAGGUGGUCUUAUCGCARGCUGCUGCUACGAUACUCAACCGAAUCAGUGAAAACAAAUUGUCAGCAGCAUCUGUCAUGGCAGACACAUUAAUGGACAUGGUCAUCCGACACAUGGAGACGAGUAACGUCCAUUUGGAACUCCUUCUCAAGGAACAUAGACAGAAGCAAGCCAAGGCCGAGGACCAGGAUAGUGGACUGGAUACCACUGAUGACGUAGUAUUGGCCGCUAGAAAAGCCAAGAACCGUCUGAGCUCAGCAGCAUUGGUCUCUGGAGAUAACACAGAGGAGGUUCCCAAGAGCCACAAGCGACGACCAACAGUCAGCGUGAAGAAACCGAAAUCUUCAAGUAUUACUGAAGAAAAUAUCGAGGUGGAAAUUGAGGUGGAUGAUGCGCCAAAGACUGCAGAAGAUGGGGAGGUGAAGGAGAAGAAAGCUUCUCCAAUGGUCUCCAAGAAAGCUUCUCCAAUGGCCUCCAAGAAGGCUCCAGUUUCUUCCAUUGAUCUUGAUUUCAGCGCUGUUGAGCAAAAUAGUGGUUCACUUGACCACUUAGCCAAAUCUCGUCCUCGUCCAGCUCGUGGUCGACGCCUUCCUACCCGACCAUCCAACCGACCACAAGUGACCAAUGGAGUUGAUAAAGAGGAGACUGAGGAGAACAUUGAUAGUUUCUGGACCGCACCCACCGGGAAUGAACCUGUGAAAACAGAAAACAAGUCAAACAAGGCAGCGCCACCUAGGCCCACUCCACCACGACCAGCRCCGAAACCCGCAACGAAGCCAAGACCCGCGGCAAGACCAGACGAAUCGGACGAAACUACGCCCGAAAAGGACGAUAAGGAGACAAAGAAACCUGGUUGGAUUCCUAAAGGUGGCAUCAAUCUUGGUUUGCCAGGAUUCUUCAAGAAGAAGAGAGACCGCUCAGGAUCUGGGAACGAGCUCGAUCAUACUGGUACACGUUGGUUUGUUGAUGAUAAAAAUACAGUGGACACUUCUUCCUCUUUGUUCCAAUCAGUGAAAUCGUCAGACAAAGACAAAACAUCGCCGACUCCCAAACCCAAGGAAACAAAAACACCCAAGGAAACAAAAACAAAUGCACCACCACCUAAACCCGCACCACCACGAGAAAGACCCACGUCAGUCCUUCCUCCUAAACCAGCCGUGAAACCACGUGAUCGCACUGGAACCGCGCCUUCKUCGCGUGGACGAGCRGGAUCUGGUACUGUAAAUGACGYCGCAAAACAGGAAGUUAAGAAGGARGAGAAGAAGGAGGAAUCUAGCCCAGAAAAGUCCGCCGCACCUCGUGGACCGCCAAGGUUUGGUAUUGGUCUUGGUGGAAUGGCAGGCGGAGGAUUAUUGGCGGAAAUGAAAAUGCGACAAGAGAGAGCUGGCAGCGCUGGAAAGACCCCACCGGAGACUGUACCCAAACCUGCAAGACGACCAUCUGCUGAAACACGGAAUAAACCUGAGGUCGUUCAAAAAAAAUCUAAAGAGGAAGAAGCUCCAGYCACUCGUCGACCAACAGGCGAAAGUCAACCCCCUGCGAUYAGCGAGGAGGGCUUGGUACGACCAUCGUCCAUCAAGAGACCACGAACAUCAUCUCAAACACCACCAAAACCUCAACCCAAACCCAAGGACAAGGAGGACGGCGAAAAUAAACAUGACGACAAAAAGAAAGAAGAGAAGAAAAAAGAAGAGGAAGUAAAAAAAGAGAAGGAGAAAGAAGAAAUGAAAAAAGACGAUGAGAARAAAGGAGCAAAAGUAGAAAGUAAGACUGAAGCGUCCCCAAAAGCUGUGCUGAAACUUGGCGAAGAUAUUGGGGAGAGCGUGGAUCACAGCGAAGUCAAGAAAACAGAAAAAGAAAAACUUAAGCUUAAAGUUAAACCAGACGAAACAGACUCYGAACCUUGGGUGAAACGAGACAUGCCAAGCCCUAAGCGAAGUCCUAAAUCGCCCAAAAAACCGCUUGCUGUAAGCACAUCAGAAACACAGAAUAUUAAAACAGAAACUAAACCAAUGUCACCCAUUACUCGUGCUGCUACUUUACCUAAACCCUGGUCACCCAGUUCCUCUACCYCCCGGCCAAGAAAGUACAGUUUUGAUGAGAAAAAGACAGAGAAAGACGUCGUGAAAAUGGAGAGAGCGAAAAGUAUCAAUGAAGAAACGGUUCAAGACAAAGUAAAGGACAGCGCUGAUGAUAAACCUGCUUCAGAUGGAAUUCACAAAAGUACCUCACCGUUUAAACUGUCCAAGAAGUCACCCGURAAGCAAACGAACAGCGAGACGACUACACACGAUGACGGUGAACACGAUGAGCUAUCAGACGACCUCAAAGACUGSUUAGACAAAGAUACCAAAUCAACAGACGAAAAGAAGCCAGAUUCACCAGUUGACAAAGUCAUAGACGACCCUUUGGGGGCGAGUGCACUGCUAUCACCCGAGUCAAAGAAAGCUCGUCCCUUAUCGAAUGUAAGCGAUAACACAUCGCUAUGACGGGAUUCCUGUGUUAGUAUUCUUAAUGUUUGUUUGAUAAAUCACAAAAUUCUCAUUCAAGAGUCUUUUGCGGUAUCAAUCAACACGAUUUUGAGCAUUUGAAAUCUGUAAUUUGGCCAAUGGUUACUGUUUUGGUCAGUCGUUAGCAAUCUUCAUUCAUCGGUCCGGCCGUAGAUUCUGGGUUUCUAUCUUGGAAAAUGAAUUCCCGUCAAUUUGAGUUCAUUGGCACCGUUAGCAUUGCGAUCCACCACUAAUAUGGUCAUUUAAUGCCCGUUUUAACAAAAAUUCGUAACUAAUAAUUAUAAAAUAAGUAAAAAUAUAUUGUUUUAUAAGUCUUAUAUUUACUGCAGCGCGAAAUAUAGUUUUUCUGAUGAAAAUUGCUGGUAAAAAGUCGUUUGUUAUUUCUUUCUUGUACGAGUGAAAUCAGUUAACGAUGGUUGCUUUCUCCUGAAUCUAGGGGAGAAGUUUGAAACUAAGUGCGCCAGUACGCAUGCGUUGACUUAAUGUAUUAGCAAUCACGUGAUAAAAAUGCGUGAGUUGUAGUUAUAAUUUCAAUGAACACUGCUGUAAAAAUAAUCUAUUUUGUAUAUCUUUUGAUAGCAUUUCAUUUUCAACAUCCAUGGGUGUAUAAACGUCAAUAAAAUUGUGUUUGAAUUUUUA
Exaiptasia diaphana is the source of this 5752-nucleotide messenger RNA. Its product is annotated as F-actin-uncapping protein LRRC16A. Gene Ontology annotation, molecular function: protein binding. Lineage: Eukaryota; Metazoa; Cnidaria; Anthozoa; Actiniaria; Aiptasiidae. The record is from RefSeq and is a predicted model, not a curated record. Gene Ontology annotation, cellular component: plasma membrane; lamellipodium. Gene Ontology annotation, biological process: regulation of Arp2/3 complex-mediated actin nucleation; cell migration. The transcript has 44 exons. Bases 134 to 5092 code for a protein of 1652 amino acids.